AGCAAAGGUGUUUGCGGGCAAUUGCACCCCUACAGAUCAGUCACCAUGCCUCCACGUCUUAUUCUUCAGCCUUCGCUGAAGGCCUUCACUGGCUCUUCUCAUGUGCAGACUCCGUUCGCCGCGCUGGCUUUGAACCCCUCGAAAACCACCGUCAGAGCUGGUUCCGCUGAGACCAGAGAGAGAAAGCGACAUGACCCCUUCGCUACGGCUCAGUCUCGCCAACGUAAGGCCGCAAACUUGUCCCGCCAGCAAGCCCUCGAGGCGGAACGGAGUGCUUCCCUCGGAGACCCCAUUGAAACCGAGCCCACACCUUUCAUCCAGCAGAUCAAGUCUCAACUCGAAUUGCAGGGCCCUGCAGGGAUUGAGGCCAAACCGAAUCACUUUAUCAAACCCGAAGAAAUCCAGGAAACUCUGGAGUUUUCCAAAGACCUGACAUCACCUAUUUCCGACGUGAACCGCAACAUCGCAGAUCCGCAACUUGAAAAGGAAUCAAUGGAGGGACAUGAGGAAGAAUCCCUGAAAACCGAGGAAGCUAUUAGACGAAUCGUGAACAUCAAUAAUGGAAACACGAAAGACCGUCUCCGCGUCAACAUCCAGAACUGCAUUGAGACAUUCGGGCGACACAACACUGACGCCAUACUGCCGCCCAAGCCUACCGCCGUAUUGAACCAAUCGGGCACUGAGCUUCCAGAAAAGACCCCUCGCGUUGGACCGGAUACGGGCUCCCCCGAAGUGCAGGUUGCCAUCCUUACUUCGAAGAUCCUCAACCUGUCCCGGCAUCUGCAGACAUCGAACAAGGACAAGCACAACAAGCGGAAUCUCCGCCUUCUCGUCCACAAACGCCAGAAGCUGCUCAGGUAUCUGCGGAGAAAAGAGCGGGGUGGACCUAGAUGGCAGAAUUUGAUGCAGACAUUGGGCCUGUCGGAUGCUGCUUGGAAGGGAGAGAUUAGCAUGUAAUGGAUUGACGUUUCCCUGCCUUAUUCCUCUCGCAAUCGGCAUGGCUUUUCAGCGUCGACAUGUACAGCCGUGGAGCUUGUGACCGAUUAUUUUGAUAUCCUCAUGUCAGAGAUGUAACCAUGUAUUAUAUACACAUUUUCUUUCUCUUUUGACGUCGAAAGCAAUACUUCAAGUAGCCUAUUGUAUAACGAAUGAAAGGAAUUCCACAAUGGAUUGUACAUUGAGUC
This is a messenger RNA of Aspergillus ruber CBS 135680, 1184 nucleotides long. Its product is annotated as mitochondrial 37S ribosomal protein uS15m. Bases 46 to 957 code for a protein of 303 amino acids. Gene Ontology annotation, biological process: translation. Gene Ontology annotation, cellular component: ribosome. NCBI's taxonomy places the organism in Eukaryota, Fungi, Ascomycota, Eurotiomycetes, Eurotiales, Aspergillaceae. Gene Ontology annotation, molecular function: structural constituent of ribosome. The record is from RefSeq and is a predicted model, not a curated record. The transcript is spliced from 2 exons.